This is a messenger RNA of Brienomyrus brachyistius, 1658 nucleotides long. It is a transcript of the gene fibpa, whose product is annotated as fibroblast growth factor (acidic) intracellular binding protein a. Lineage: Eukaryota; Metazoa; Chordata; Actinopteri; Osteoglossiformes; Mormyridae. Bases 298 to 1371 code for a protein of 357 amino acids. The transcript is spliced from 11 exons. Gene Ontology annotation, molecular function: fibroblast growth factor binding. Gene Ontology annotation, biological process: platelet aggregation. Gene Ontology annotation, cellular component: nucleus. The record is from RefSeq and is a predicted model, not a curated record.
GGUCGGACGGUGUUUCACUGACAACCGUCCGGAACUGACAUCACAUAACUGCAAUAAUAUUUGUCUUUAUAAUACUGCGAUUUAAUACACAUCUUAUGUAUCAAAACUGCCAUUAAAAAUGCAUCAUGGUCUCCGUAUUAGUUAGCUAGCUCUCCAGAUACUGCUUCAAGCAAGGAUUUCUUUAACUCCAUCCGGUGUUUUAACCUCAUAUAUGCAUUAUCAUUAUUACUUUACUGUACCUCUGGUGUAUAUGAAUAGUGAUAAUCCACCAUUAGUUAAAACAAGAACACGUUGAAGAUGUCGGUAGAGCUUGAUGUGUUUGUGGGGAACACCACUAUCAUGGAUGAAGAGGUCUAUCAGUUUUGGCUGGAUGGUUAUACAGUGAAUGAUGCCGUGAAGGUGCGGAUGGAAGGAGGAGUGCUGGAGGAAUAUGAGGCGAGCACCGACGUGCUGCUCAGUGACACCAUGGACCAGUUCCGCACCUUCCAGAUGUGCGAGCGGCUCCUGCACACGCCUGCCAAGCUGGCCAAUCAGCUUCUCUUUCAGAUCCCGCCCCAUCGGCAAACCAUGCUGAUCGAGAGGUACUACGCCUUCGACGACACAUUUGUGCGUGAGGUGCUGGGAAAAAAGCUCUCGAAAGGAACCAAGAAAGACCUGGACGAUAUUAGUGCGAAGACUGGGAUCACACUCAAAAGCUGUAGGCGUCAGUUCGAUAAUUUCAAGCGUGUGUUUAAAGUCGUCGAAGAGCUCAAAGGCCCCCUGGUGGAGAACAUUCAGCAGCACUUUCUUCUGUCGGACAAGCUGGCCAGAGACUACGCCGCCAUCGUGUUCUUUGCGAAUAACCGCUUUGAGACGGGGAAGCGGAAGCUGCAGUAUCUUUCUUUCCAGGACUUUGCCUUCUGUGCUGGGCAGCUCAUCAAUAACUGGACAGUGGGGGCAGUAGAUAACAUGGUGGAGGAUAUGGAUGUGGACUUGGAUAAAGAGUUCUUGCAAGAUCUGAAAGAUCUGAAGAUUUUAAUUAAUGAUAAGGACUUGCUUGAUCAACACAAGAGCCUUGUCUGCACCGCUCUCAGGGGAAAAACGAAAGUGUUCAACGAGAUGGAGGCAAACUUCAAGACCCUUUCCAGAGCCUUGGUGAACAUUGCUGCCAAACUAACGAACACUAAAGAUGUCAGAGACCUGUUUAUUGACCUUGUGGAGAAGUUCAUCGAGCCCUGCCGCUCGGACCGGUGGGCGUCCGCAGACGUCAGGCUCUUCCUCACUCACUACUCCAACUCGGCUCGCACCCUCGACACCUUCAGGCACCAGGUAACGUGGGACAGAUACAUGGAUGUCAUCAAGAGCUGCAUCCUGAAGAUGUACCACGACUAGUUUCACUUCUGCUCAUCCUACGUUCUCUCGCUUAAUAAUGUAUAAAGUCCUCAGCUGAUAUCUAGCCUGAUCUCUUUUCCUCCGCUUCUGUAGUUUCCUUAAUCUCCCCCUUUUAUUUAAUUUUGCCCCAAAUUUUGAUCCUCAUAACCCACCAAUCACACGUUGUCUGCUUCUUCGGCUCCGCCCUCCUUCGAUUUCUAUCCAAUUAGCUCCAUGUGCUUGUAAAUACACGCCCACUAUCCCCACUGUAAACUGUGACCUACCUGAAUAAAAGCGUUUGAAGCGGC